Staurois parvus is the source of this 700-nucleotide messenger RNA. The record is from the annotation of a GenBank genome assembly. NCBI's taxonomy places the organism in Eukaryota, Metazoa, Chordata, Amphibia, Anura, Ranidae.
GGCGGGCGCCGGACCCCCAGGCGGAGCGACAGGUCUCGGGCCCUCAGGCGGAGCGGCGGGCGCCGGACCCCCAGGCGGAGCGACAGGUCUCGGGCCCUCAGGCGGAGCGGCGGGCGCCGGACCCCCAGGCGGAGCGACAGGUCUCGGGCCCUCAAGCGGAGCGGCGGGCGCCGGACCCCCAGGCGGAGCGACAGGUCUCGGGCCCUCAGGCGGAGCGACAGGUCUCGGGCCCCCAGGCGGGGCGGGCGGGCGCCGAGGAUCCCCAGGCGGAGCGGCGGGCGCUGGACCCCCAAGCGGAGCAACAGGUCUCGGGCCCCCAGGCGGAGCGGCGGGCACCGAGACACCAGGCACGACAGUGGGCUCCGAGUCAACUGGUAUGACCGCAGGCACUGGGUCAGACAUUGGAUGGUCUGGCUGGACAGCGGGCAUCGGUCACCAGGCAUCAGGUCAUUUGGCUCGACAGCGGGCACCGCGUCAUCUGGCAAGGCAGUGGGCUCCGAGUCAACUGGUAUGACCGCGGGCACUGGGUCAGACAUUGGAUCGUCUGGCUGGACAGCGGGCAUCGGGUCACCAGGCAUCAGGUCAUUUGGCUCGACCGCGGGGCACCGCGUCAUCUGGCAAGGCAGUGGGCUCCGAGUCAACUGGUUAUGACCGCGGGCACUGGGUCAGACAUUGGAUCGUCUGGCUGGACAGCGGGCAU